AUGCCCCCAAGCAUGAGCGAAGCUGAGACGGUCAAGUUUCUACUUCUUUGUCUCGAUAAAUGCGAUACCAAAGCUAUGGACUGGGAUCAAAUUGCAGCGGCCUCUGGCUUGAACGGCCAAAAAGCUGCCUAUAAGAAACUCUGGGACCUCAAAACCAGACUUAAGAAGAAUAUUGAUGGGGGAAACUCUAGCACAGCCUCGCCCACAAAGGUUAAAAAGGCUCGUUCUACCAAGACAUCCCCCAGGAAGAAGAGAAAGGUUGAUUAUUCAGAGGACCGAGACGAGGAAGAGAUUCCUCACGCCCUCGAAGCACAGGUUCAGGACCUCUGA
Molecule: messenger RNA, 330 nt
Organism: Orbilia oligospora ATCC 24927
Lineage: Eukaryota; Fungi; Ascomycota; Orbiliomycetes; Orbiliales; Orbiliaceae
Exons: 2
Coding region: 1-330 (109 amino acids)
Source: RefSeq, a predicted model, not a curated record